GUUUUUUUGUUUUUUGUUUUUCAUUUCUUUAGGUGAUCAGCAGUCAGUUGCUUCGCCAUUCCUACUUCAACAUCCCUAUGGUCAAUGCUGUGUUUAGACGAUCUGAACGCAGAGCAAAGACGUUUAGCUGCAACUUUCGCGUAGCGAUUGGGGGUAGUGAGAUCAUUAUUCCUGCUGUGACUUUCGUCCCUGAGGAAUUUUUAUGUGUGUUUGUCGAUGUGCAUAAUGAAGAUCCUUCUCUAUCCGAGAGGCAGACUCUUCUCAGUGAAGUGCCAUACGACAUAAUGUACCAAAUGUGUCGUAAGCUUGAUAUACCAGCCAGAGAAAGAGGGCAAUGGCGGGACGUCGGGCGCCAUUUUGGUGUUUCCGAGGUUGAUCUCCAGUCAUGCUGUCGGGAGUAUGCGUCCCUCGAUGGUAGUCCGUCAAGGGCUUUGAUGGAAAUUAUUUCCUUUCAAAGACCUAAGCUAACUGUUGGGGAACUGAUAAAAUUUCUGGAGGAACAUGGACGCGGGGAUGUGGUUUCUGUCUUGAGUAAAGUCAAGGACUAAAAACGUCUAUUUAGUAUCGCUGCAAACUUUACAUAGCUUUGUUUUU
Exaiptasia diaphana is the source of this 594-nucleotide messenger RNA. RefSeq lists its product as uncharacterized. The record is from RefSeq and is a predicted model, not a curated record. Bases 78 to 548 code for a protein of 156 amino acids. Gene Ontology annotation, molecular function: protein binding. The transcript has 3 exons. Lineage: Eukaryota; Metazoa; Cnidaria; Anthozoa; Actiniaria; Aiptasiidae. Gene Ontology annotation, biological process: signal transduction.